Necator americanus (New World hookworm) is the source of this 345-nucleotide messenger RNA. RefSeq lists its product as uncharacterized. The transcript is spliced from 4 exons. Lineage: Eukaryota; Metazoa; Nematoda; Chromadorea; Rhabditida; Ancylostomatidae. The coding region runs from base 1 to 345 and encodes 114 amino acids. The record is from RefSeq and is a predicted model, not a curated record.
AUGCUCCCUCUAGAUGAGUUGGGUUGGCUCCCCGGCAGCGACGUUGGCAGUGUUCAGGACAGGCAAACAGCUCUUUAUCUUGCCGCUCUGAUUACGCAACCUCCUUCUCAGACGUUUCUCCUAGCUGAAUUCACCAGUAGUGCGGGCAACACAUACAGAAUUGGAUAUUGUCUCCGCAGGGUCCUGAAUGCAUCCAGUGAGUCAGCGUCGUUCACUCUCUUCCUGGUGCGUAAUCCAAUAUUGAUCAACACUCGUCGAAUUGCCGAAUAUGAAGCCGAGAAGAACUGGGCGGUGGUUGGAAUCGAAUGCGACGUCCCAGACAGCUCUAGAUUUUCGGAUAUCUGA